AUGAACACCGAGGAGCAGUAUUACGCCUCGGCGCAGCUCUACAAGGAGUCGUGUGCGUUUCAGAGAGCCCAAGCGCAGGACUACAACCCCAGCCCCCCCGCCUGUCUGUACAUGGGCAGGCAGCAACAGACUCCUUAUUCCAGCGCCUUAGGGGCUCUCGAGCAAGGCAGCCCGCCAGACAUUUCACCUUACGAGGUGCCCCCCAUCACUGAGGAUGCCGGGGUCUCCCACCUGCAUCACCAUCACCACCACCACCCUCAUCUUCCUCCUCCCCACCAGGACGCGCUGCCUUUCACAGACGGGGCGGACACGGGGGCUAUAGAGGAGCCCCGAGUGCAGGUGCCUUUCGCCUGGAUGAAGUCCACCAAAUCGCACGCCUGGAAGGGACAGUGGACCGGGGGAUCCUACAUGGUGGAACCGGAGGAGAACAAGCGGACGAGGACGGCGUACACGCGGGCGCAGCUGCUGGAGCUGGAGAAGGAGUUUCUCUUCAACAAAUACAUCUCCAGGCCGCGGCGGGUGGAGCUGGCUGUCAUGUUGAACUUGACCGAGAGGCACAUCAAGAUCUGGUUCCAGAACCGGAGGAUGAAGUGGAAGAAAGAAGAAGACAAAAAGCGAGGGGCGGGCAACAGCAAUGACCCCGAGCAAGACUGCGUGGUGUCCUCCGGGGAGCUCCAGACCAAGGAGGAUCUCCAGGCAUGCCCAGCCGGGAACCUUCCCUCGGGAGCCUCCAGGGACCUUCUCGCCCCCAGCCUAGUCCCCAGAAGGCAGCAGGACUCUCGGUGA
Cinclus cinclus is the source of this 786-nucleotide messenger RNA. RefSeq names its product pancreatic and duodenal homeobox 1 (gene PDX1). The transcript has 2 exons. Bases 1 to 786 code for a protein of 261 amino acids. Gene Ontology annotation, biological process: type B pancreatic cell differentiation; regulation of transcription by RNA polymerase II. Gene Ontology annotation, molecular function: DNA-binding transcription factor activity, RNA polymerase II-specific; RNA polymerase II cis-regulatory region sequence-specific DNA binding. Lineage: Eukaryota; Metazoa; Chordata; Aves; Passeriformes; Cinclidae. Gene Ontology annotation, cellular component: nucleus. The record is from RefSeq and is a predicted model, not a curated record.